Molecule: messenger RNA, 2210 nt
Organism: Achroia grisella
Lineage: Eukaryota; Metazoa; Arthropoda; Insecta; Lepidoptera; Pyralidae
Product: JNK1/MAPK8-associated membrane protein
Exons: 4
Coding region: 200-1093 (297 amino acids)
Biological process (GO): response to unfolded protein
Cellular component (GO): membrane
Molecular function (GO): ubiquitin protein ligase binding
Source: RefSeq, a predicted model, not a curated record
GAAAGAGCAGUAUUUUUAUUGGAGUGUAUUUAUUAUUAAAUUUCUACUUCAUUUCAAAUUGGUGCUAUAUUAAUUAACCUAUUUAACAUAUAAACACAAACAGUAAUUAAUUUCUGUGUAUAGUAUACUAAUGUACUUAUGAUACAGACAGAUUGAUUUUGAAUUGUUAAUAUUAUAAAAAAUAUUUUCGAUCACAAUAAUGACAGCAGUGAGAACAUGUCCUGGACUUUACUGUGGUCGAACUGAGCUGGAUGGUGGCAGUUGGAGUGACUGCGGUGCCUGCCCUCGAGGAUACCGCACCAAUGACUCCAGUUAUUGUAUGCCAUGUGCCGAUGAACCAACCCUGUAUGACUGGCAGUACUUAGGAUUUAUGGUUUUAUUACCCUUGGUUUUACAUUGGUUUUUUAUAGAUGUUGUCGCUACAGGAAAAAGCAAAGAGGGAAUUCUAAUACAACAUAUUUGUGCAUUUGUGGAGAUAAUAUCGGGAACUCUGGCAGCACUGUUAGUUUUACCCCCAGCUGGCACAGUGGCCCUGUAUGUGUGUACACCAAAGGCUCUCUCGGAUUGGUAUACAUUAUUGCACAACCCACAGCCUGAUUACAAAGAAACAUUGCAUUGUACUCAAGAGGCUGUAUAUCCACUAUAUACAGUGGUGCUGCUCAUUUAUGCAUUUAGCCUUUUAAUGACGAUAAGCUUCAGGCCUUGGCUCCUGACCUUUCACACUCCCAACUUUGGCAAAAAAGCAAUAUAUUGUGCACUCUACUUUUAUCCUAUACUUAUAUUGAUCCACACAGUUGCUGCAGGUUUAAUAUAUUGUUCUUUUCCAUAUAUAAUAAUUAUAAUAUCAAUGAUAACAUCGGCGUCACAUUUCUCAAUCAAACUAGACCAAUCUGCACCUGCACUGCUGUUAUCUUCAAUGACUGAUACAAGAAACUUAACAAUCUUGCUGGGACACUGGCUCGUUCAUGCAUAUGGCAUCAUAUCUUUGACUGGAUUCAAGGAACUGUGGUACCUAUCUUUAGUGCCUGCACCAGCAUUGUUCUACAUAUUAACAGCACAGUUCACUGAUCCAAUGAAGAUCCACAAUGACUGACAUGCACAGAAAACUUUUAUGAAAUUUGUAUUGAACUGAGAAUCAGCAUGGAAUUGCUGUAAUUAUAAUACUGAAAUGUUCAUUACCUGGCAAUCUUUUGGGCAUUUUUAUGUGUAGGAACCAUUCACUGGUCCGAUUAUAGGAUAUUAGUCUCAAAGAAGACAAUGCAUAAGGUGUAUCAUAAGUUAAUGCAGUAUGUGAUUUCAUGGUGUUGUAUUUGCGUCAGUAUAUUGAAUGGAUAGAAUCCUUGAGUGCUGUAGAAUAAUAAUUAAUCACUUUUAAAGUUUCCAAUAUUGCAUGCUUUUGGCACAUGUGUAUUUAAAAAAAAUUAUGCUAUAUGUGUUUUGAAAUUUUUUGUAAUAAUUUUCCUUAUACUUUUUCUAAGGAUGGAGAAAAGGAAUGAGCAUAGUAAAAUGAAUGUGUACAACUUUGGAAUUCUCCUAUUAUAGUUAAACAUAACAGUUUAUAGGUGUCACUUUAGUUGAGAAAGUAACUUUUGUACAAUACAUCAAGCGAAUCUAUAACAUACAUUUUGUACUUUUGUACCAUGUUUAAAAAUCCGCCCUAAUUUCACAUACUAUUCCUGCAUCGUCCUCUGUAAUUACAAAAUUUAAAAAAUAACAAAUAUCCACACAUCGCAGGUCAUGAUGGAAACGUCACGUAGCUCAUUCAAUUCCUUUCAGUUGACCCAAUUGAGCAAGACCGAGCUCGCCACCAGCUUGCCAAUUCCCGCAUCCUUUAAUCGUGAGUGAUUUAGCGCCUUUUUAUAAUAAUUAAUUGCAAUAUAAUUAGAUUAUGCAAAAUGGCAGGCUUCUGCUAUGAGCAAAGACAUGCUGCCAGAGGCACGUCCUUGACCUCGACGACCUCAUAACGGUACCUCCCUACGGUUACUCCCGCACGGUUGUCCCUACCUCGUUAUGACACAAAUACACGCGUAAAUCGUUACUGCAUACGAGUGUAUUCCAAUAUCAUCCAUUAGGAUAAAAAUAUCGUUUUUGCCAAUGAAGACAACAAUUGGAAUAUUUUGACUCUAGAUUUAAUGGCUUCACUCCUGGUAUCGACGAUGAUUUUAAUGAUAAAUGAAUUUUAUUUCACUCUGAUACUUCGGACACCAUGU